AACAGCGAGCCAACGAUUUCUUCAAAACCGAAGGCAAAAACCGAAUGCUGCCCUCUCAGCUGUAAACCUAAAAUAUUCAAACAUAAAGCUCUACACACCCACUCCAUUUUCUCGCCAAAACCAUAAACCUCUUUUCUUUCGCUUUCCCAGCAUCCAAACGCUCCAGCUGCAUACAGUUCUCUUCUCAGCCGUAUUUGAGUGACAGUAGAAAUGAACGGUGAACCAGAGGCUGUAUUCAUGGAGAAAAAGCCCAAGACGAAGAUUGUUUGCACGCUUGGACCCGCUUCCAGAUCUGUGCCUAUGGUCGAAAAGCUGUUGAGGGCGGGCAUGAACGUGGCUCGUUUCAACUUUUCUCAUGGAUCUCACGAGUACCACCAGGAAACCCUUGACAAUCUCAGGGCCGCCAUGGUUAACACUGUGACAGUAGAAAUGAACGGUGAACCAGAGGCUGUAUUCAUGGAGAAAAAGUCCAAGACGAAGAUUGUUUGCACGCUUGGACCCGCUUCCAGAUCUGUGCCUAUGGUCGAAAAGCUGUUGAGGGCGGGCAUGAACGUGGCUCGUUUCAACUUUUCUCAUGGAUCUCACGAGUACCACCAGGAAACCCUUGACAAUCUCAGGGCCGCCAUGGUUAACACUGGUAUUCUCUGUGCUGUCAUGCUCGACACCAAGGGACCAGAAAUUCGAACUGGGUUCUUGAAGGAUGGCAAACCCAUUCAGCUUAAACAGGGUCAAGAAAUCACUAUAUCUACUGACUACAGCAUAAAAGGUGAUGAGAAUAUGAUUUGCAUGAGCUACAAAAAGUUGGCUGUGGAUGUCAAGCCUGGGAUGGUUAUACUCUGUGCAGAUGGCACAAUCUCAUUUACAGUUUUAUCUUGCGACAUACAAGCGGGUUUGGUUCGAUGUCGGUGCGAGAAUUCUGCAGUUCUGGGUGAGAGGAAAAACGUUAAUCUUCCUGGGGUGGUAGUGGAUCUUCCAACUUUGACAGAGAAAGACAAAGAAGAUAUUUUGAAGUGGGGAAUUCCCAAUCAUAUUGACAUGAUUGCUCUGUCUUUUGUACGAAAAGGCUCGGAUCUAGUGGAAGUUCGGAAGGUGCUUGGAGAACAUGCUAAGGAUAUCCUUCUCAUGUCAAAGGUUGAAAACCAAGAAGGGGUUGCAAAUUUUGAUGAUAUCUUAGCAAAUUCAGAUGCAUUUAUGGUUGCACGUGGUGAUCUUGGAAUGGAAAUUCCAAUUGAAAAGAUUUUUCUAGCACAGAAAGUGAUGAUCUACAAGUGCAAUAUUCAAGGAAAACCAGUAGUUACUGCAACUCAGAUGUUGGAGUCCAUGAUCAAGUCACCCCGACCAACUAGAGCUGAAGCUACUGAUGUUGCCAACGCAGUCCUUGAUGGUUCUGACUGUGUAAUGCUGAGUGGUGAAACAGCUGCUGGAGCAUAUCCAGAACUGGCCGUUCGGACAAUGGCAAAAAUAUGUGUAGAGGCAGAAAGCACACUUGAUUACGGAGAUGUCUUCAAAAGAAUCAUGCAACACUCACCAGUGCCCAUGAGCCCAUUGGAGAGUCUGGCAUCCUCUGCUGUUAGAACAGCCAAUUCAGCAAAAGCGUCUCUUAUAUUGGUCUUAACUAGGGGAGGAAGUACUGCAAAACUGGUGUCUAAGUACCGACCCGGCAUGCCUAUUUUAUCUGUGGUUGUACCUGAGAUUAAGACUGAUUCCUUUGAUUGGUCUUGCAGUAAUGAAGCUCCUGCUAGGCAUAGCCUCAUCUUUCGUGGGUUGGUUCCUGUUUUAUAUGCAGGAUCUGCUAAGGCUUCUCAUGAAGAGACAACUGAAGAAGCUUUGGAUUUUGCCAUUCAACAUGCAAAGAAUAAAGGACUAUGUAAGAUUGGAGAUUCUGUUGUGGCUUUGCACCGAGUUGGAACUGCAUCCGUAAUCAAAAUUUUAACUGUCAAGUGAUGAUCUUAUUAGAUAACUUUGUGUUUCAGUUUCUUGCUUCUCGUCAAGCAAGGAUGAAGUUGAGAUGUUGCUGAUAAUGUCAACUUAUUUUUCUCCCCUUUUCUGGUCUUUGUUUUUUCCUUUUGAAAUGAACCUCAGUUAUCAGUAGUAUCAUUUUGAUGGGGAAUCAUGAUUAGAGCUUAGAUCUUCAAAUGUUUGAUUGGUUCAGUUUUUUAAUGUAUAAUUAGUGGCCUGUGCCGGCAUGCAUUUCA
Molecule: messenger RNA, 2195 nt
Organism: Manihot esculenta (cassava)
Lineage: Eukaryota; Viridiplantae; Streptophyta; Magnoliopsida; Malpighiales; Euphorbiaceae
Product: pyruvate kinase, cytosolic isozyme
Exons: 5
Coding region: 211-1944 (577 amino acids)
Biological process (GO): glycolytic process
Cellular component (GO): cytoplasm
Molecular function (GO): potassium ion binding; pyruvate kinase activity; magnesium ion binding
Source: RefSeq, a predicted model, not a curated record